Messenger RNA from Microthlaspi erraticum, 798 nucleotides. The record is from the annotation of a GenBank genome assembly. Lineage: Eukaryota; Viridiplantae; Streptophyta; Magnoliopsida; Brassicales; Brassicaceae.
AUGGAUAUGCUUGUCACCAUUCUCGAUCUUCUUUUUCCUCCUUUUACCAUCAUUUUUCUCGUCCUCUUUUAUCCAUUUUAUCUUUUGCUAAAACUUAUAAUUUAUAUCAGUAAGCACCUUCGUUUCGAAAAUGUAGCCGGAAAAGUAGUUCUAAUCACCGGAGCUUCCUCCGGCAUUGGAGAGCAUAUCGCAUAUGAGUACGCAAAGAAAGGAGCACAUUUGGUUCUGGUUGCUCGAAGAAAGGAUCGUCUAGAGGUAGUAGCAGAACAAUCACGCCAAUUAGGAUCUGGUGAUGUCAUUGUCAUACCUGGUGAUGUUGCUAACGUUGAAGACUGCAAAAAAUUCAUCGAUGAGACCAUUCAACAUUUUGGAAAACUAGACCACCUGGUCAACAAUGCUGGAAUAACUCAGACUCUUCUUUUCGAAAAUUACACUCAAAUACAAGAAGCUAAUCCCAUAAUGGCGAGCAAAGCAGCCUUAUUAAGAUUCUUUGAGACAUUAAGAGUUGAGCUCAAUCCAGAUAUCAAAAUAACAAUUAUAUUCCCUGGAGUCAUAGCCACAGAUAUGAGCAGUCCUCGCUUUAUAGAACAGUACGGUUCGGAUUUUAUUCUGUCGCAAUCGGUAAGUAAAUGCGCAAAAGGAAUAUUCAGAGGAAUUGGUAGAGGAGAGACAUACAUAUACGAACCUAGUAGAGAGAAAUGGGUGCUUCUGUUGAAGAAUCUGUGUCCUGAAAUUGUUGACUACUUAACCAACUGUUUGUUUGUUCGUUAUGGCAAACCUUAUUUCAAGCGUGAAUGA